AUGGAAACCUUCCAGUUCACAGGUAUUUUCCCAAAAAGCCCUAAUGAUUAUUUCAGAGGUAUGAGACAAAAGAGAUACGAAUCAGUCGAGAAGAUGCUCGACUUACUCGACGUUGUCAAGAGAGUUGGACCCAAGUUCCCACUUGAAGCCAUGUUCUUGGAUCCCCACGAUCCCGAGUGGGAUGAUGACAUGACCUAUCUCUAUGUCGACUAUCCAUUCUACAAGAAAUUCACUAUCUAUGCCACUGUCAUCUCUUUCUUGUUCCUCUACAACUAUAAUGCUUUCUUCCACAACAAAAACAACCAAUUCGUGACCAAAUGCACUCUUGGACUCCUCUUCUGGUCAAGUAAUGCAGUUUACUAUAAAUACAGAAAGCAAGUUCUCAGAUGCAACUUGUUCGAUGAGUACGUUCAAAUGAGAGCUGAUGAACUCGUCAAGGAGAGAGAACACCUCCUUAGAGGAGAGCAGAUGAAGAAAUGGAUGUGGUUCCAAGCUGAUCUUCAAGAGACCUUAAUGAGAUGUCACAGACAAUCAUUCAAGAAUGAUGCCUCUGACUUUGCUGACAGUGAACUCCUCCUCCAAGAUUUCAUUAGAAGAUACACAGAUGAUACCCUCGAGAAGCCACUCUCACACGCCAACGCUAGAAUCGGUGUCUGA
Stylonychia lemnae is the source of this 657-nucleotide messenger RNA. The record is from the annotation of a GenBank genome assembly. Lineage: Eukaryota; Ciliophora; Spirotrichea; Sporadotrichida; Oxytrichidae.